This is a messenger RNA of Lycium ferocissimum, 1618 nucleotides long. RefSeq names its product sugar transporter ERD6-like 5. Gene Ontology annotation, molecular function: sugar transmembrane transporter activity. The transcript has 18 exons. Gene Ontology annotation, biological process: carbohydrate transport; transmembrane transport. Gene Ontology annotation, cellular component: membrane. The coding region runs from base 218 to 1594 and encodes 458 amino acids. The record is from RefSeq and is a predicted model, not a curated record. NCBI's taxonomy places the organism in Eukaryota, Viridiplantae, Streptophyta, Magnoliopsida, Solanales, Solanaceae.
CAAAGUCUCAUCAACAUAUUGAAAGAGAGGUUUCUUUUUGUUUGAAAAUAUCAGUCUUGCAUAAAAAUGUUGCUACAUGAGCUAUCCAAUAAUUCAUUUCAAUUUCCAUUCUUCACGUUUCCCUCCUUUGUAUCAAUAAUAUGUACUUGGGUUUGAACUAACUCUUUUUUUUGUUCCCUCUGAUUAGAGAAGCAGCUAACAUAGCAAGACAGAAAACAUGGAAGAACAACUAUUAAGUACUAACGGAAACAAAUUCCCUGUUGGCAACUCAGCAACUGUUUUUCUAAGCACUUUUGUUGUUACAUGUGGUUCCUUGUCUUAUGGAUUUGCUGUUGGCUACUCUUCUCCUGCCCAGUCAGGUAUCAUGGCUGACCUGGGAUUGUCCAUUGCAGAUUAUUCAACAUUUGGAGCUAUUCUGACACUUGGUGGAACUAUAGGUACCUUAGCGAGUGGCACUAUUGCAGAUAUGUUUGGGCGGAGAGUAACAAUGUGGUUUCUGGAUCUAUGUUCCAUCCUGGGAUGGCUAUCUAUAAUCUUUGCAAUGAGUGUUUGGUGGCUUGAUAUCGGAAGAUUUCUAAUGGGAAUCGGAGCUGGAGCUCUCCUUUAUGUGGCUCCUAUAUACAUUGCAGAAAUAUCGCCAAUAAGUAUUCGAGGUGGAUGCACAGCUGCAUUUGCGUUCAUGGUAUAUUUUGGCUUUUCACUGAUUUUUCUAAUUGGGAAUAUCUUGACUUGGCGCACCUUGGCUGUAGUAGGAAUUAUCCCCUCCUUGGUGCAGUUUCUAGGCCUAUUCUUCAUACCUGAGUCCCCAAGAUGGCUUGCCAAAAUUGGUCGGGACAAACAAGUAGAAGCAUCUCUACAGUAUCUGAGAGGAAAAAAUGUUGAUAUUUCUCUAGAAACAGCUGAAAUUAAGGACAAUGUGAAGUCACUUCAGCAGCUCUCAGGAUCAAGAUAUCUGGAUAUGUUCAACCGUAAAUAUGCACAGUCACUCAUUGUAGGAUUCGGAGUAUUGAUUUUGGUGCAGUCUGGAGGAACUGAUGCGAUUUCAUCUUUCGCAAGUUUCAUUUUCAAAAAAGCUGGUUGCUCGGCCAGUUUUGCAACUACAACAAUGGGAUUUAUCCAGCUCCCUUUUGCUGCUAUGGGCAUAUUCUUACUGGAUGCUACUGGAAGACGGCCAGUUCUGAUGGUCGCUUCUGCUGGCACUUGCUUAGGAAACUUUCUUGUAGGUGUAGGCUUUUUGUUUAAGGAUUAUGAUCACACAGGUCGGCUCACUGCCACAUUGGUUGAAACUGGCAUACUGUUAUUCAGUAUAUUUUACUCAACGGGUGUGGGCGGUGCAGCUAUUACUAUUGUUUCAGAGAUAUUUCCUAUGAACAUAAAGGGAUCAGCUGGAAGUCUUGCAAUUGUAUGCAACUGGUUUACUUCUUGGAUUGUCACCUAUGCUUUUAACUUCUUAUUUGAAUGGAGCCCUCCAGGAGUGUUCUUCAUGUUCACAAUAUUUUCUGGGUUGAUGAUCCCAUUUGUUGCAAUGCUAGUGCCAGAGACAAAAGGUCGGACACUUGAAGAAAUUCAGGCAUCCAUGACACUACUAAAUUGAUGUUGAUUUUCUUGUCAAGGAAAA